Cylicocyclus nassatus is the source of this 756-nucleotide messenger RNA. The record is from the annotation of a GenBank genome assembly. NCBI's taxonomy places the organism in Eukaryota, Metazoa, Nematoda, Chromadorea, Rhabditida, Strongylidae.
AUGUUGACGCCAACGUCAUUACUACGGAUUGUAGCAGUAUCGAGCUUCACCACGGCACAAUUUCUCGGCAGUUCAUUGUACAAUGCAUUAGCAGGCUAUGGUGAAUCAGAUAUGUGCCGAUAUAUUUCAUGUCCUUUUGGACAAUAUUGUUGGAAUGGUAAUUGUAUAAGCACAGGAGGGCUGUCUGGAGCAAGGGGUCUUGGUGGAUUGAGUGCUCUGACUGCGGCUGCUUCACUCUAUGGAGGAAGAGGUAUGUACGGAGCUGGAGGAGUACCACCUAUGGGUGUAGGAGCUUAUGGUCCCCUAUCAGCUGGCAUGAUGGGAGGGAAAAGCUAUUUGCUUUUUCUUAUAGAUGCUCGAGUAUUUGAUCGGAUACGGCAAUUGCAAUUAACACAGUUGCAUGGCACACAGCCAUGUAAUUUGAUGCAGCAAUGUUUAAAUGGACAAAUAUGCGUAAAUGGAUUUUGUAGCCGAAGCAAUGUUGCAUAUAGCGGAAGUCAAGCUGUUCCAUCGCAGACAACCUGUUUGACCGGUGCGAUUUGUCCCGUUGGUCAAUACUGUAUUGGUGGAGUUUGCAUGCAAAAUGCAAUGUCUACUACAUUUGCUUGCCACAACGGUGUAUCCUGUCCACCUGGAAUGAACUGCUACCUCGGGCGAUGUAUAGCAAAUGGAUUACCUAUGGGUCCAAUGGGUACGAUGGGACCGAUGGGCACUAUGGGUCCAAUGGGUCCAAUGGGGCCGAUCGGGAAGAAAUAG